AAUAUCAUCCGGGGCACAUCUGAAAUAUUUUUGUAGUUGGUUGAAGUAAAUAAGAUGCCGAAGAGCAUUCUAAUUCUAAUAACCGCUAGGUUUUUCCUGGCAACUUCCACAACAACUACAGGAAUUACACCGGCUGGGAAAAUCUACAAAUGUGUAGCCAUCGGUAGUCCUUGUCCCACUGUUGCAGGACUGGAAGGGAAAGCUUCCAUUGAUCCCAGAAUAAUUCUUCCGAAUGAUUUCUGCUCACCCGGCUACUUGCCCUGCUAUGCAACUGAAAAGGAAUGUGGGGAAAGAUUUGUCGACUCAAUAAACCUUGAGGACGGAGAAGCAGAUAGAGGCGCCCAUCCAUGGCAGGUGUACAUGAGGAAUCUGACCUCAAAUUUCUCGGGCAGCGGAGUCUUACUGGAUGCAUUUCAUGUGCUGACAAUCGCUCACAAAGUGGAGGGUAAUCGAGAAAAUCCUGCAGACAUAACAGUCUACUUGGGAGUAUGGGAUCCUACUAACCUCAGCGACACCCAAUAUUCCCAAGUCAAAGAAGUGAUAAAAAAUAUUUCAUUUGACAACGACACUUUAAUGAACGACAUCGCCAUCCUUAGACUAGAACACCCAAUAGCGUUAGGCGUGCAAGACAACAUUAACACAAUUUGCCUGCCGGAACCAGAAACAACGUUCGCUGGAACAAGUUGCAUGGUCUCAGGAUGGGGCCAAUCAGCCUUCCAAACGUUUGAUGCCCCCACCAGCCCUCAAAAGCAAGUAAGAGUCACGAUAACCGAUCCAGAAAGUUGUCAAAGAUCAUUUGCCAGGCCCACGCUUUUGGGGAACCUUGUAGAUUAUUAUCUCGACCAAGAAGGAGAAAUCUGUGCUGGUGGAGAAGCCAACAAAGAUGCGUGUUCGCAAGACGGCGGCUCUCCAUUAAUAUGCCCGGAUUCUACGGGAAAACUGGUAGUUGCAGGUUUGGUGAUUUGGGGAAAAAACUGUGGCCAACCGGGAGUGUUUGGCGUAUACGUGAAUGUACCAUAUUACAGCAAAUGGGUGAAACUGACGAUUGAAAAACUCAAUGCCAAAUACAUAAAAUAACCGGGCAAAUUAUCACCAUCAUUGUUGUGUAACUGUAAUUUAAAUAAAACAUGGAUAAGAACCAAUAGGAA
This is a messenger RNA of Dendroctonus ponderosae (mountain pine beetle), 1148 nucleotides long. Its product is annotated as phenoloxidase-activating factor 2. Gene Ontology annotation, molecular function: serine-type endopeptidase activity. Lineage: Eukaryota; Metazoa; Arthropoda; Insecta; Coleoptera; Curculionidae. The coding region runs from base 55 to 1077 and encodes 340 amino acids. The record is from RefSeq and is a predicted model, not a curated record. Gene Ontology annotation, biological process: proteolysis. The transcript is spliced from 6 exons.